UAGCCUAGUUCUUGUUGUCACUGGUACUAGCUAACGACUUCAAUACAUUAACCAGAACAUAUUUACAGAACUUGGGUAACCUCUACAGUAUAUAGGCCCUAUAGUAUUAUACAGGGUUCAAUCACAGUGGUGGUCGAGAAUAGGUUGGAAGUAUGGGAUGUGGUGGAACAUAAUGGACGGUCUCAAAGUAGGUUGGGAUUAUCGAGUAUAGUGGAACAGAAUGGACGAUCUGAAAAUUUACAUGGAAACUUUUGUUGACAUUUUGGAAUAGAAUCAGGCAACUACAAGAUUGUUCAAGUAAAUAGUGAUGUUGACAUAAUAACGGCUACAGGAUAUAGUCAAACAGAGAAUUAAGAUGGAUGAAUAUAGGUUGGGGAUUAAACUACUUCAAGCUCAAACAGACGGAAAUAUACAGGGAUUCGUAGAAACAUUAUCAUUACAAGAUAAGCAGCAAGCUUUAAUUACAUGUGCUAGAGAAGGGUUGUAUGAAGUUAUAAUUUAUAUGUUAGAACACGGUAUUGAUUCACAUUAUAUUAAUCCCCAUCAGAACAACCUGAUACAUCACCUUUUAUAUAACUAUAACAGAUAUAAAAAACCAGAUAGACGUGAUUUGUUAAUACAAUGUCUAGAUACAUUAGUUGAUGCUGGUGUAGAUGUCAACCAGGAGAAUAGACUUAAACAUACACCUAUAUUUAUAGCUGCUGAACGAGGGUUGUAUGAAGUUGUGAUAUAUAUGUUAAAACACGGAGUAGAUGUACAUUAUGUUGAUGAUCGUCGAAACAACCUGUUAAAAAUACUUUUAUUUAACUUUGAUAGUGAUGACGAACCAGAUAGACGUGAUUUGUUAUUACAAUGUGUAGUUAGAUUAGUUGAUGCUGGUGUAGAUGUCAACCAGGAGAAUAGACAUAAAGAGACACCUAUAUUUAUAGCUGCUAGUACAGGGUUGUAUGAAGUUGUAAUGUAUCUGUUAGAACACGGAGUAGAUAUAUAUCAUGUUGAUAGAUGUAAGGAAAACCUGAUACAUAAACUUUUAUAUAACAGAUAUAACAAACCAGCUAGGCGUGAUUUGUUAAUACAAUGUGUAGUUAAAUCAAUUGAUGCUGGUGUAGAUGUCAACCAGGAGAAUAGACAUAAAGAGACACCUAUAUUUAUAGCUGCUAGUACAGGGUUGUAUGAAGUUGUAAUGUAUCUGUUAAAACACGGAGUAGAUGUACAUUAUGUUGAUGAUCGUCAUAACAACCUGUUAAACAUACUUUUAUCUAACUUUGAUAGUGAUGACGAACCAGAUAGACGUGAUUUGUUAUUACAAUGUGUAGUUAGAUUAGUUGAUCUUGGUGUAGAUGUCAACCAGGAGAAUGAUGAUAAACUGACACCUAUAUUUAUAGCUGCUAGACGAGGGUUGUAUGAAGUUGUGAUAUAUAUGUUAAAACACGGAGUAGAUGUACAUUAUGUUGAUCGCUAUAAGAAUAACCUGUUAAACAUACUUGUAUCUAACUAUAGAUAUUACAAACCAGCUAGGCGUGAUUUGUUAUUACAAUGUGUGGUUAAAUCAGUUGAUGCUGGUGUAGAUGUCAACCAGGGGAAUGAUGAUACAAAUACACCUAUAUUGAUAGCUGCUAGUAAAGGGUGGUAUGAGGUUGUGAUAUAUCUUUUAAAACACGGAGUAGAUGUACAUUAUGUUGAUUGUUUAAAACGCAACAUUCUUCACCAUGUUUUAGUUUUUUGGGAUUCCCAUGUUAAAUUUGAAGAGAAAUGUAUACAGGUCUUUAAUACUUUAAUAAAAACAGGAGUAGACAUAAAUCAACCUGACUAUAAUGGCAAUACCCCGUUGUUCUAUGUCGUUGGAAUCUACGCGGAUAAAUGGCUUGAAUGGAUCGAAUCACAAUCGAAACUAACGACAGGACAGUACAGUCGUGGUCCACUGUAUUUUAAAUUGAUUAACAUUUUAUUAAAAGCUGGUUGUAAUGCGAACCAUCAAAAUAAACUGGGACGAACGGCUUUAAUGAGCUAUAUAAUAUCUCAAGUUGAUAUCAGUAUAUUAAAACUGUUAAUUCCACAUUCUGAUCUAAGUUUAACUGAUUAUAAUGGUGAUACAGCAAUUAGUUAUAGUGUCCAAUAUCACAUGAUCAAUUCUACAGCCGUCUUUAAACUUUUAGUAGAUUCAGGUUCAGAUCUGAUGUCACGUGACAACGGAGUUAAGUUAUUCCAUGAUAUUUUAAAAUGUAAGAGGUUGUGGGUGUUCAGUUAUUACAUCGGGCGUAAGUUGAUUGUUAAUGGUUUUACAAUUGAAGGAGAAAAUAUGCUUCAUCUUUUAGCUCGUUUAAACUAUGAUUAUUCUGUAAGCAAGUUUAAAUGGCUGUUAAAUAACGAACUAGACAUCAACCAUCCCUGUUUUAAUACCAACACACCUACUAUGAUAACAUCCUUUUUAUUAAACAGUAAAUAUUUAGAAUUGUUGACACAUCAUCCCAGACUAGAGAUCAAUACACAAAAUAACCAGGGUCAUACAGCUCUACACCUUUGUAUCAUUGGAUUUACUAUGUUUAAAGAUGGCUUGAACAAGAGACAGGUAAAUGAUGUUGUUAAGAAUUAUUGUAGACAGAUAUAUCCAAUAUACAUGGCUUGUAUUGAUAUUUUGCUUGGUGUUGAUGGAAUUGAUGUAAAUAUUCCCGAUAAUGGAGGUAGAACUAGUUUAAUGAUGGCUGCAAUGAAAAACGACAGAGUUCUUACAAGGAAACUACUUCAAGCUGGUGCCAUAGUUACCAUGUUAGACUAUUCAGGAAGAUCUGCUCUACAAUAUCUUAAUAUUUAUCAGAGUGUGUUUGAUUUGACUUGUUUUAAAUUACUUCUAUCUAAUGGUAGCACUGGUCUUCUCAAUUUACCCUGUAUCGAUGGUAACACAAUUAUUCAAACAACCAUGUGUUUUCCCUUUUUCUGGGAACCAUACCAUGUUGUUUGUUUUAUGAGAUAUUUAGUUGCUGAAAACUGCUGUCUUCAGAUUCUCGUACCAUCAUCACUUGAAAGUAGCUAUAACCAAAUUGAUCUUACUGAGUUAAACCUUCAAGAAAGAGAUAGGCUGAGAAAACUGUUGUAUCUUAGUGGCGCCGAAGGGGAGGAAAUUAUGACUUCGUUAAAUUUUGACGAGGAAGACAAAAGAUAUGAACGAACAGACAUUAUCCACUCACGAGACAGAGCAGAAUUCGUUAGUUUCUGUAGUAAUAUAUCUCUCAAGUCCCUGUGCAGAAGAUUCAUCAGACAGAAUCUUGGAUUGGGAAUAAAGGAGAAGGUUAAGGAUCUGGAAUUGCCUCGCGAAUUAAACGACUUUAUUCUAUUGAAAGAUGUUCUUCAUCCUAAAGAUUACAACAUAGAUAAUAUUGAUGAUGGUUGUAAUGAUGAUGAUGAUGAUGAUUAUGAUGGUUAUGAUAUAGAUAAAGAUAGAGAUGAUGAUUAUAGUCAAUAUAACUACCAGUAUUUUACUCUCAAAACGGAUCAUGAACUAAGACAAGAUUGCAUACAAACUGCGAGAUUCCCUAAUGGCUGUAUUUAUGAUAAUGAAGAGAUAGAGGAUGAAUAUGGUGUUUGGUAUGGCUAAAUGAUGUCGUACGUAGAACAAAUUGCAACAAAAGGUUUUUUGUUUUCUAUUGAUUCAUUAUGGUGUCCUAAGUAAGGAAAAGAAAGUUUACCAAAAUCGGAGCCCGAAUAAGGACAGGGGGCGUUGCCAAAUCCAAGAUGGCGGCUCUCGAUCAAAAAUUGCAAAUAUCUCUAAAACUAUUGGAUUUAGACACCAUAAACGUAUUGCGGACAGAUAGGAAGUCGGUACCAGCGAGUCCAAAAAUGGCGACGUUAUGUCUCUACGACGUCAUGACGUUACUGUGACGUCACAACGGCAUAUCAGACGUCGCAUUUCUUCCAAAAUUAGUCCAUUUAUGCAUGUUAGCACUAGAAACGAAUGCUGAUUCAGAGAAGAGGGUAUGCCCAUUAUGGGUUGAUAAACAAGAACAAUGUGUUACAAUAACGUAGAAGGAAGCUAAAAGUAUAUGAAUAUUUCUGCAUUGUCGAAAGGUGAUACUAUUACAGUAGCCGUAGGAACACGGAUUCAUUUCAAUUGUCGACAAAAAUAGCCUACAUCAAUAAAAAGAAAUGAAAUGAAAUGGGGUGAUACAUAUACGUCCUACUGUGUGCUAUGAGGGGAGUUUUGCCGUGCAGUGGCGCAAAGACAUUCUUAUAUCGAAUUCCAACUGCAAAGCUGCCUUUUACUGGAGAAGUGCAUUAAAGGUUGAAUGGGCGGGGCUGACCAGUUUUGACAUUUGGUUAAUCCCCAAAAUCACCAUAAGGAUUUAUAUUUUGACACAAGCGUAUUCGAGAUGUGUAACAAAAAAAAAAUUGGGGCUGCAAUGCGACCAGCGCCCUCUGGCAGUGUUCCUUAAAGCAUCACUUAAAGAAUUACGUUUUGGGGCCCCGUAUAUGUGGACAGACAGGAAGUCAAUACCACAGAGUUCAAAAAGAUGAAAACUGGUCUACCCGACAUUUUACGUUUUGCCACGGGCUCUAGCUGAAAGUCUGUUGGGAUGUAUUUUUCCUGAUGAGCCAGGCUAAUACCCCCGUCAGACUGCAGGGGUGGCGUCCUUACUGCGACGCUACGGCGAUGGAAAUUGGUCGCAGAGCGCGUCAAGAUCGACAUAAGCGCGGUAAAAGCGUG
Patella vulgata (common limpet) is the source of this 4699-nucleotide messenger RNA. RefSeq names its product putative ankyrin repeat protein RF_0381. The record is from RefSeq and is a predicted model, not a curated record. Gene Ontology annotation, molecular function: protein binding. Bases 356 to 3592 code for a protein of 1078 amino acids. The transcript has 4 exons. NCBI's taxonomy places the organism in Eukaryota, Metazoa, Mollusca, Gastropoda, Patellidae.